AUGGCAGUGCGGUUGAUAGCUGCGGCGAGUACAGCUGAGCGCAUGCCGCUCAUCGGUCCCGCUGUACCGCCUUUCUCGGUGCCAGACGUCGCCAGAUACAGGGCUACGGACAGGCCUCGGGUAUACUUCUUUUCUAUCUUCCUUGCGCGUUACGUGGACCUGGAAAUUGUUCUUGCGGUGCCGGGGAAUGUGUGGAACGAUGUAUCUAGACCCCAAUCAUGUGUCGCUUUUGGGGAAAAGAACCGCAUUUUGGGUGUCGCUGCCAAAAACCAGAUGACCACCAACAUGAAGAAUACUGUGCAUGGAUUCAAGCGACUAUUAGGCAGACACUUCAGGGACCCAAAAGUGCAGGCUGAAAUUGCUCCACUUCCUUACAAGACUGUUGAAUUACCAGAUAGAAGUGUUGGCAUUGCUGUACGAUACUUAAAUGAAGAACAGACAUUUUCAGCUUUACAAGUUACGUCGAUGCUUUUCACGAAGUUAAAGCUAACAGCAGAGCAAGCCCUUGGCAUCAAGGUUAACGAUGUCGUUAUUGGGGUUCCAUGCUACUUUACUGAUGCUGAGCGCCGUGCAGUUUUGGAAGCUGCAGUCAUCUCUGGCCUCAAUGUCCUCCGACUGAUGAAUGAGACCACUGCCACAGCCCUGGCUUACGGUAUCUAUAAGCAGGACCUUCCAGCACCUGAGGAGAAGCCAAGAAAUGUGGUCUUUGUAGACUGUGGUCAUUCAAAUCUUCAGGUGUCUGCAGUUGCAUUUAAUAAGGGAAAGCUCAAGAUGCUUGCAACAGCAGCUGAUUCUGAUCUUGGUGGAAGGCAGAUUGACCAUCUAUUAGCUACCUACUUUGCUAAUGACUUCAAGACUAGAUUCAAGGUAGAUGCAACAACCAGUCCCCGUGCAUGGGUCAGGCUCCUGACUGAAGUUGAGAAACUGAAAAAGCAAAUGUCAGCAAACUCUACAGAUCUUCCUAUUAACAUUGAGUGUUUCAUGGAUGAUAAGGAUGUUAGUGGUAAACUAAAUAGGACUGCCAUGGAGAGCAUGGCUGAGUCGCUGUUCAAUCGCGUUGAGAUCACGCUGCAGACAUGCCUGGCUGAUUCCAACCUUAGGCUAGAUGACAUCUAUGGGGUUGAAGUUGUCGGCGGAUCAACUCGUAUCCCAGCCAUUAAGCAGUUGAUUGAAAAAGUGUUCAGGAAAACGCCCUCGACUACACUCAACCAAGAUGAAGCAGUGGCAAGAGGAUGUGCACUGCAGUGUGCAAUGCUCUCCCCUGCUUUUAAGGUACGAGAAUUCUCAAUAACGGACGUGCAGCCGUACAGUAUUCGAUUAGUUUGGCAGGAUGAGUCUGGCCAGGAAGGCGAUAUGGAAGUGUUCCCAAAGAAUCAUCAGGUACCAUUCUCCAAGAUGCUGACCUUCUACCGACGGGAACCAUUCACACUUCAGGCUCAGUACACUGACCCUGCCUCUUUCCCAGAUCCUAUUAUUGGCAAUUAUACGAUACAGAAAAUAGCUCCAGGACCAGAGGGAGAGUGCCAAAAGAAAAUGGAUACUGACAAACCAGCAGAAGGAGCAGCACCAACAAAGAAUGAAGGUGGAGAGAAGAAGGUCAAGAAUGUCAUGAAAACUGUAGAGCUUCCCAUCAACGAGGUCAACAAGUCGCAUAGUGCCACUGAUAUGAACAACUUGGUGGAGAGAGAAGCUCAGAUGGUCCAGGCAGAUAAGCUAGAGAAUGAACGAAUUAAUGCUAAGAAUGCUGUGGAAGAAUAUGUGUAUGACAUUAGGGGUCGUAUUUAUGAAGAAUUGGAAAAGUAUAUUAGUGAAGGCGAUAGAGAGAAGUUAGGCCGUCUGUUGGAAGAUACCGAGAAUUGGCUCUACGAAGAUGGUGAAGACUGCAAGAAGCAAGUCUACUUGGAUAAAUUAACAGAACUAAAGAAACAUGGUGAGCCGAUCAAGGACAGGAAGCGAGAACGAGAAGAACUUCCCAGGGCGUUUGAAAGCCUAUUGAGUUCCAUUCAGCUGGCACGCAAGGCGACAGAACAGUUCCGUAAUGGAGAGGAGAAGUAUAGUCAUCUUGAAGCUGCUCAGGUGGAAAAGGUUGAGAAGGCAAUUACUGAGAAGCAAGAAUGGGUAGACAAAAAUAUGGGAGCAUCUGUAUCGACUCCUCUGCAUGUAAACUUGCCAAUUUCUGCCAAUCAGGUCAAGUCAGAGAAGGGAACCUUUGAAGCUUUGGUUAAUCCAAUUAUUAACAAGCCAAAGCCCAAACCAAAGGUGGAGGAGCCACCCCCAGCAGAGAAGAAAGAAGGAGAGGAGGACAAGAAUGCGGGAGAACAGACUAAUGGCCCCAAGAACAAUGAGCAGCAGCAGUCCAGUGAAAAGCCAACAGAACCAAUGGAUGUCGAUUAAUGCGAUAUCAUGGAUAUGGGAAGUUACAGGGAUUAGCUAAGGCUGCUCUUCUGCAGUAUAGCCUGAGAAGAAAUGUGUUGACGUCAAGACAUGGGAUUCCCUGAAUAAUGCUUUGUUUGUAAUGUUUUGUUUGAUAAGUUGCAGGGUUACCUUCCAUUUACGAACAGUAUAGCAUUGACAACAGCACCUAAUCUCAUAAUUUCAAAUCUUGGUCUUAAUCACCGCUUAAUUCUUAGUGUGAACAUAAGGUCAUACUAUGUCAAGUAGAGUAGAAAUUGCAGAUCAUGAAAUACCAAUUGAUUACGAUGUCAAUGUCAUGAGGGUAUGUACCACUGCUUGAACUGAAUUAGGCAUUGGCCUAGGGCUUCAUGUCCAGGUAUAGUUUUUUUUUUCUCUCUCUUUUUAUAUAUAUUUUUUUCCUCAAACUUUUUAUGUAUUGAGGGAUUCUGGUGAUACAAUGUGCCCCUGUCCAUAGUAACUGGUAGGUGUAGCAAUGACUUUAUAAAGUAUAGCACAUAGUUAAGUUAGUAGAGUGGAUGUCAUAGCAAUGACUAUGUCAGAAGAAGCAUUAUUAAUAUUUGUACAUAAUCAUACCCUCUGCUAGACAUAGAUCUCUAACUUCAUAUUGAAGUUUUUCUUCUUUUUUUGAGUCAGGAUCAAUUAAGUUGUCAGUCUACGGUAUCAGGCUUCUCAUGUAUUGCUGUAUGUGUAAAAUCAUCUCAUUGUCUGACUUGAAAGCUCAUGUUCUUCAAGCGAGAAAGAUUUAAACAAUAAGACUGUCCAGUAAAUCAUUGGAGUUUUAUUUCUUUGUUUUUGUCCAUGAGAUCAGUGAAGAUUUCCUCUUUUUUUUUUUUUUUUUUUUUUUUUUUUUUUCUUUCUUUUUUUUUCUUUUCUUUUUUUCCUUUUUUUUUACAUUUCCAGUUUUGUUUGAUACUUCAUAGGAUUUAUUUUACAGUGAUGUUGAAGUGGAAAAGUCCUGCUAGUAAAGAGCAUAUUAAUUUUCACGACACAAGUUAAAAGGAAAGAGAGAGUGAGUGAGUUACAAGGCCUCACUAAUCACUUGCUGUAAUCAUUCCACUGUAUCUGCUUCUGUGAAUGACUGUCUCAAAUAGUAAGGAUAAACCAACUUCAUCAACUGAGUCUCAUUACGACCUUUUCUUUCACCAGUGGUAGAUAGGGGGUUGGGAAAGUAACAUAAAACAUCUAUAAAAGCAGAGAAAAGAAGAGGGUGUAUAAGACGUGUCACCAGGAUUUGUUUCUUUAGUAAAGUGUUUGAUUUGUUGUUAUAAAGCUCCUUCUGUGCCAUCAGUUAUCAUGUCUAAAUUGAAUAGUAAAAUCUAAAUUAACUACAAUAUGGUUUUGAAUGGAAGUUAAGAUUUGGAGAGACGAAAUAGAAGAUGGUCUGCAAGUAUGACAAUACUACUAAACUUAAUAUGCUUGGUAUGUAAAAUAAAAAAUCAGGUAUAAACAUU
Penaeus indicus is the source of this 3866-nucleotide messenger RNA. RefSeq names its product heat shock 70 kDa protein 4-like (gene Hsc70Cb). Gene Ontology annotation, molecular function: ATP-dependent protein folding chaperone; ATP binding. The transcript is spliced from 16 exons. The coding region runs from base 1 to 2394 and encodes 797 amino acids. Gene Ontology annotation, cellular component: nucleus; cytosol. The record is from RefSeq and is a predicted model, not a curated record. NCBI's taxonomy places the organism in Eukaryota, Metazoa, Arthropoda, Malacostraca, Decapoda, Penaeidae. Gene Ontology annotation, biological process: protein folding.